Nothobranchius furzeri (turquoise killifish) is the source of this 934-nucleotide messenger RNA. It is a transcript of the gene ube2g2, whose product is annotated as ubiquitin-conjugating enzyme E2G 2 (UBC7 homolog, yeast). NCBI's taxonomy places the organism in Eukaryota, Metazoa, Chordata, Actinopteri, Cyprinodontiformes, Nothobranchiidae. The record is from RefSeq and is a predicted model, not a curated record. Gene Ontology annotation, cellular component: cytosol; endoplasmic reticulum.
GUCAGGUCACAGUUGGGGCCCCCUGCUCCCACUGCAAUGCGCAUGCUCCUGUUGAGCGUUUCGAGUCCAAUACGGCGGCGCUGCUCGGAGUUGUUUAAUUUUGAUUUCCAGUUUAAGUUUUUUCUUUCUCUAGCAGACACGAUGGCGGGCACUGCGCUGAAGCGGCUCAUGGCCGAAUAUAAACAACUCACUCUGAACCCACCUGAAGGCAUUGUUGCAGGUCCAGCCAACGAGGAGAACUUUUUUGAAUGGGAGGCACUCAUCAUGGGUCCUGAAGACACGUGUUUUGAAGGAGGUGUGUUUCCUGCCGUCCUUAGUUUCCCAUCUGAUUAUCCUCUCAGUCCUCCGAAGAUGAGGUUCACAUGUGACAUGUUUCACCCCAACAUCUACCCUGAUGGCAGAGUGUGCAUCUCCAUCCUCCAUGCCCCAGGGGACGAUCCAAUGGGUUAUGAGAGCAGUGCAGAAAGGUGGAGCCCAGUCCAGAGUGUGGAGAAGAUCCUGUUGUCUGUGGUCAGCAUGUUGGCAGAGCCCAAUGAUGAGAGCGGCGCCAACGUCGAUGCGUCUAAGAUGUGGCGGGAGGACAGAGACCAGUUCUACAGACUGGCUCAGAAGAUCGUCAGGAAGUCUCUGGGCUUGUAGAGAUGAAGUCAUCACCCUGCUGUGUGUGUGUGCGUGCGUGCGUGUGUGUGUACGUGCGUGUGUGUGUGUGUGUGCGUGUGUGUGGUGACAGAUCUAAGUUUAUCUGAGGACUUUUUGCACUUUAACCUGCUGUUUGUAUUUCUCUGGUUCUGGGUGGGUUUGGGUCAGCUGGUGGAAGUCAGCUGUGAGGUUUUAAACAUGAAAUCAUAACGAUCAGCUGAUUGAUUUCUGAACGGCUUCACUUUGACUCUGAUUGUAAAUGACCUGAUUAAAGAAACUUCCCAGCGAUCCUGAA